GGGAAGUGGCGUCCAUCGGCGAGGCGGGGCGGGGCGAGGUGGGGUCCGCCUGGGCGACGCCGGAGCCAGCCCAGAGCCGCCGCGGGAGGCAGCGAGUGGCCGGUGCGGGGGCAGAGCCAUGACCGAGAGCUACGAUGUGGUCGUGGUCGGGGGUGGCAUCUCAGGUCUCUCUGCAGCCAAACUGCUGACUGAGUCAGGCUUGAAUGUGGUGUUGCUGGAAGCCAAUGACAGGGUUGGUGGAAGAACUUUCACUGUAAGGAAUAAUCAAGUUAAGUAUGUGGAUCUUGGAGGAGCGUAUGUGGGGCCAACACAAAAUCGUCUCCUGCGGUUAUCUAAAGAGUUAGGAAUAGAGACGUAUAAAGUGAAUGAAGACGAGCACCUGAUACAUCAUGUCAAGGGUAAGUCUUACCCCUUUAAAGGUCCAUUUCCUCCUAUGUGGAAUCCGUUGGCCUACCUGGACUACAACAACUUAUGGAGGACCAUGGAUGAAAUGGGAAAGGAGAUUCCCAGUGAAGCUCCAUGGAAGGCUCCACAUGCAGAAGAAUGGGACAAAAUGACUAUGCAAGAUUUCAUAGAUAAAACUUGCUGGACAAAUGCUGCCAAGAGUUUUGCAACUCUGUUUGUGAAUGUGGAUGUCACUUCUGAACCCCACGAGGUCUCUGCCCUUUGGUUUUUGUGGUAUGUGAAGCAGUGUGGUGGGACAGCAAGGAUAUUCUCAACGACCAAUGGAGGACAGGAGAGGAAGUUUGUUGGGGGCUCUGGCCAGAUAAGUGAGAAAAUAAUGGAGCGCCUGGGAAGCCGAGUGAAGCUGAGGAAGCCAGUUGUCCACAUCGACCAGUUGGGUGAAAGUGUCAUAGUGGAAACAUUAGAUCAUGAAUUAUAUGAGGGCAAAUAUGUGAUCAGUGCCAUUCCCCCAGCUCUUGGUUUGAAGAUUCAUUUCAACCCACCUUUGCCCCCAAUGAGAAACCAGCUCAUCAACCGAAUUCCCAUGGGUUCGGUCAUCAAGUGCAUUGUGUACUAUAAGGAAACUUUCUGGAGGAAGAAGGGGUAUUGUGGUACCAUGAUCAUUGAAGAUGAGGAUGCUGCAAUUGGUUUAACACUUGAUGAUACUAAGCCUGAUGGCAGCUUUCCUGCCAUAAUAGGCUUCAUUCUUGCUCGGAAAUGUAGAAGGCUGACAGGUCUCACAAAAGAAGAAAGGAAGACGAGGCUGUGUGAGCUCUACGCAAAGGUUCUGGGAUCAGAGGAAGCUUUACAUCCAGUGCAUUAUGAAGAGAAGAACUGGUGUGAAGAGCAGUAUUCUGGGGGCUGCUACACAGCCUACUUCCCACCAGGCAUAAUGACUCAGUAUGGAAGGAUCAUUCGGCAGCCCAUUGGCAGAAUCUAUUUUGCUGGCACAGAGACAGCCACAGAGUGGAGUGGAUACAUGGAGGGGGCUGUGCAGGCUGGAGAAAGAGCAGCCAGAGAGAUACUGUUUGCUAUGAGGAAAAUCCCAGACAGUGAAAUUUGGAAGCCAGAACCUGAAUCUGUUGAUGUUCCAGCUUUGCCCAUCACUACAACCUUCUGGGAGAGGAACUUGCCAUCUGUGCCGGGACUGCUAAAGCUGAUUGGAUUUUCCACAUUCUUCACCUCUGUGGCUGUGGCUGGGUUAUUUGCUUACAAAAAGGGACUUCUAGUUCGAAACUGAAAAAGGUGCCAAUGCAAAGCCUCACAUUUGAGUGGUUUUCUUUCCUUUUUUUUUAGGGUUUUUUUUUAGUUUUUUUUUUUUGGCAUGCACUUCUCUGUUUCCAAAUUCAGAUCAGGGCUGGGGAAGAGAGAAAAUAAUAGAGAGGAGAGGCUGGAGGGGAGGGAUGAAGGAAGGGGAUCCAUAGUGAAAAAGAACCCCUUGCAUCCAGGCCUACUUCUAGCAGUAACUUUUUGGUUGGUGAAUUUCUAGGAUACCCUGCCAAGUGUUAUUACCUUGAGGUUUUUAUCCAGGUCUCAGACCAGAAAUGACAAAAUACCAAGCCUGUUCUGGUGAGAUUUGCAGUUGUUUUUACACUAUCUGAACCAGACCCUGAACUCCCAAGUCUUCACAGGCACUUCCAUCUCUAGUUAUAAACAAAGAAUUUCUGUCUUCCUGUGUAGUAGACCGAGAGAAGAAAUCAAUAGUGUAAAAAAAUAAUUAAAUAGUUCAUGCAAAUUACUGGUAAGGAUCUUUUUAGUGUUUUUAUUUUUCACCCAAAUGUCCAGAGCCCAGGUGACACUUAAGGGACAAGUCAGGCUAGAUUUAUCCAUACUACUAUGCAAGUGUGGCUAUAGGUGGCUGAUAUUUCCAGUGGUAUAUUUGUCCUACGGUGAGUUAAAGGACAAUGUUUUUACUGCCUUUGGCAAUGUGGUUGAGCUUCAGGCUCCCCAGCUGUGUUCACACUUGCCUGGAGCAGCAGAGCUCGCACGUCCCAGUCGCAUCAGUCCCUGUGUGGGAUCAGAUCUCCCCUGCCUAGAAAUGUGGCAGGCUCCAGACUAUAGCUGAUAGGUACAGGAGUGUGGCAGCUUAGGCUGUUGGACCUGAGUGUGAACAGGGAACCUUGUGCUAAUGUACAGAUAGAGCCUUUCACAGCUUUUACACCCAGUCUGAUAUUUCUUUGCCUCCAAGGUCCUCUUUUAACUCCUUAAGUUACUGCAAGAUAGCAAGAGAACAAAUUAACCUCUGCCUACCCCAGGAAGUUGUAAAGCUGUCCAUAAAAAAACUCUUACAUAUUUUUUUUUUUCUUAUCUCCUUCCUUUCUUUCAUUUACUUAAAUUCAUACUUUGAACACCUUGAAGCUGUCACUUGCUUGGUAGGGCACAGUGGGCUCAAAAACAUAGCGAUAGCGUUAAACUGAGAAGAAAACUCAACUUAACUGCUCCCCAACCACUUCAUGCUGAAUGCAGCUUAGCUGAUUCAGAGCUGCAGUCUGUCCUAGAAACCAUAUUGAUGGGAUUAGGACUUCCACUUCUUCCUGCUGUGCUGUGUUGUACUGACUGUGCACUUUUGGUAACCAAUCAAGGAUCUAAAUGAUAGAGAAAUGAAAGAGAACCAUGGAUAGUAUAGUCACAUGCAAAUGCUUCUGCCCACCCUAGCUUGGUAGCUUUCAAAGAAUGUAUUAAAAAAAAAAAAAAAAAAAAAAGAGAGAGAGAGAUAGAGAAGAAAAUAAAAUUAAAAAAAAAGACACACACCCCCUACCACCAAAACCUUAGGUGCCUACCUGUCAACAUGAUGGUACCUUGUCCAGGUAGUUCUGCUGGUUUACAUCUGCGCAGCACCAGACAGGAAGAUAAGGGUAUAACUGAGAACGUGAAGUUUGAGAUGUCUGGAAUUAUUCUGAGCCUGUUUGCUGCACUUCUCUCUUCAACCAGCCAAUGUAUAUGUAGAAAAAUUAUAUUGCAGUAAAAGGCCAUGGAGAGAAGUAUAAUAAUAUAUUCAGCAACUAGUGUGAGCAGACGGUAGAGGAACUGUAUCACCAGUCUCAGGCAGACGUUUUUGGGCUAGCAUCUGAUCUUGCUUGUGUGGAGUAGUACUUCAUUCUCCAAAUAGUCCCAUGGAAAUCCACUGAACUACUUAUAAAGCCGUUAUAUUUGUGAGCAGUGCAUCCAUUUCUGACCCUUAGGUUUCAUUCUUUUUAGCUCAAUGUGCCAGUUAAAAAUCUUGUAGCAGCAGCAGCUUGGAUUUUAUCACAAAUGCAUAUCCUCAUAACAGCUUUUUAAAAUGCAUAGGGGAACUUUUCAGACAUAAAGAUCUUUUAAGUCAGAAGAACAGUGCAACAGUGUACAUAUGGCCUUUCUCAUUGUAUCCCAUAGAGCACUAAUUGGCUGGGACAUUUGCCUGCCACAGAGUGUUUCUGUAUGGCUUUCUCUCUGUGUGAUUUAUUUACUAAAUGAAUUAGGAACCGAAAGCUGAAUGGGAACUAUGUAAGUUCAGAGCUUUUGCAACUCAGACAAUUCUCAGGCCACAAAUAAACAGUCAAACCUAAAUUUGGGGAGACAUUUUUAAAGUCUUGGCCCAAUAUUUGUAAGUGCUAGAUGGUGAAUACAUACUUAACAUAAAAGAACGGCUGCAUUUGCAGAUGAUUUCUCUGCCAAAACUGUUGGAAUUCAAGUCCUGCUUCUGCCCUAGAAAUAUUCUCCAGGUCUAAAGGGGAGCAGAUCCAUGAGACUAAUGAGGAUAAAUUGGUUUUAUUCAUGUCAAAAAUGUGUGUAGUUCUUUGCUCCUGAAUCUGGAAGAGGUCUUUCCCAGUCUAACAAGAAUAUGUUGUGUGCCGCAGGGGCAGAAAAUCCAAGGCAAAACAGAAGUUGGAUGUAGUUAGAACUGAACUGAAUCAUAUCCAAAGCUUUUCAUGAGAUGAAGCAAUUGGAGAAAAAAAAAAAAAAAAAGUCUUUAUAAAUUUUUUUUGGUUUCAGAAUGAAACAAAAACAGGAAAAAAAAACCCAAAUGCACAAAGCAUUUCUCAUGUUAUUCUGCCGUAACUAUAAGUAAGUGCAACUUGAAAUCUCAAAUUAACUUUGGAUCCCCUGAGAUUUCUAGCCAAAUCUGAUGGAGCUGGGAGUUUUGAAUUGCAACAUCUGUAUUAGCACUCAAAAGUCUCUGUCUUCUUCCUUCCAGACUGCCAAAGCAUUAGGAAUGCUCUCUUUGUCUUUACAGCCGUGUCUUGCUAUGAUUAUGCUGUGGAGUUUAUCACCACUACGGGACUAAAAAGAAGGAUUUGCUGCUGUUUUCUUGACAUCUUCCACAUAAAUGGAAUAUGUGGCACUUUGUGUAUGUGGAUGCCAGUGUGGUAGAAAAAUUGAUGUAGGUAGAGAAUCAAGUUGCUUCCCAUGGGUAAAGGGAACUGUUAGCAGUGGCUUACAUUUUUAAAAUUCCUUCGUGCCAGCCCUUCAAAUAGAGGAAUGAACUCUGGUUUAACGGGUAACCCAUUGUGCUAUAGUCUUAAUAAAUGAAAAAGUUUUGAUGAGAAAUCUGCUAUCAUGGAAAUUCCAGCAGUUUAACAGCUUCGUAAAAUGUAUUAUAGGAACAACCAUGGAAAUAAUUGUCUCUUAUGAACUGAUCUGUGUUAUCAUGCAUAUUUUGUAAGGCUCUUCAGAUUUUGCAAAAUAAAGAGGUCUACUUGCUUGUAUACUGUGGUGAUAGCAACUGUGUAUUGCAAAGGAUGUUGGGUCAUGGCAUGAAAAUCUGUGUUAACCAAAGUACUUGAAAGCUAAUUGUAUAAACUACUUAACGAUUACAAGGAAGUGAGCAACCUGAGGCAGCCCCUUGUCUUUCCUUUAACUUGUGCAUUUUUUCCUCAGUGCAGAUCUUGAUUCCAAACAGUACAUCUGCUGUCAAUACAACAAAAACAUUAAUCACAAUUGAAUAUAUGUCUUAGCAUUGCCCAUCACUGGAACCUAAGGUGUGGAGGAGAAGCUAAAGGCCUCUAUUAAAAUAAUCUUCCUGUAUCCUCAGUGGGACUGUUCUUUCAUUGAGGUAGACAGAAGUGCAGAAAUGUUAAUUUUUUUUAUUUUUUGAGACGUGAAAAUAUUUUUGAGGAAGAAGUAUGUCCUCUAAACCACUUGGAUGCAAAAGGGAGCCAGGAUUAAAUGACAACAGAUCAGCCACUGCUCUCUUACAAGAAGCAAACCCACUUAAAUCACAGAUUACAAAUGCUCACAAAUAAACCUGACCUGUGUUUAAAUGGACUAACGUUCCCUCUCCCAUCUCUGCAACCUUAAGAUCAUCUUGAUCUUACAGUCUAAUCUUCAAUAGAGAUAAUAAUGGGAUGACCAAAGCAGUCUUGCUUUCAAAGUAUCUCUACAGUCAAAUCGUUUAAAGUUGUCAUAGACUGCUGCUUAUAGCGUGUCUACUGUGGUCAUGUACAGGUCAGUGUUCAGUGAUGCCUGCCUCUGUGUUUUGGAAAAAAAGAGUGACCUCACUUUGCAGGAAUAUAUAUGCUGUGUAUGUGAUGAUUUUGUGCCUUUUAUAACUGUAGCAUUUUCUCAAGUGCCUCUGUGGUGACUGUCUCCCUUGGUUUCCUUCUUAAGCUCCCUUUUCAAUAGGCUCUGCAGAUAUUUUUAUCUGACAGCUGUGAACUUUUUUUAACCUUAAUUAGAAUCAAUAAAUAUUGUCAUGUCACA
Messenger RNA from Falco peregrinus (peregrine falcon), 6123 nucleotides. RefSeq names its product amine oxidase [flavin-containing] B. The record is from RefSeq and is a predicted model, not a curated record. NCBI's taxonomy places the organism in Eukaryota, Metazoa, Chordata, Aves, Falconiformes, Falconidae. The transcript is spliced from 15 exons. The coding region runs from base 119 to 1684 and encodes 521 amino acids. Gene Ontology annotation, molecular function: oxidoreductase activity.